AUGCAAAAGUCCAUGGACAAGAUGGUGAGCAAGAUCAAGAGUUUGGAGAAGAAGGUUUCUGGUUCUUCAUCCAAGAAGAAGAAGGCAACCAUGGCCCCCACAUUCCCUAGGAGUAGAUCUCUCCUCACCACCCCAAGGAGGCUUCAUACCCAAGAGCCUCACAGAGCCUCAUCAUUUGAGCCAAGGGAAGGAGAGGACAACUCGCAGAGGAGGAGGAAGAGUUUCAAGGCUCGACGCUCUAACUCGAAAAUCCAAAAGAAAAGAGUCUUUUGGAGCAUUCUGGAGCAUAUGGGACGUGAGGAGCAUGGAGGGACUUGGCAUGGACGCAGCUCAACUGGAUACGCAAAGGAAGAAGGGAGAAGCCAUCUUGAAGACCAGCUCGACCUACUCGACCAACCGGUCGAGUUCCUCAACUCGACCGGCCAAGCUUCAACUCGAUCGAGCUGA
Molecule: messenger RNA, 447 nt
Organism: Microthlaspi erraticum
Lineage: Eukaryota; Viridiplantae; Streptophyta; Magnoliopsida; Brassicales; Brassicaceae
Source: the annotation of a GenBank genome assembly